This is a messenger RNA of Andrographis paniculata, 1020 nucleotides long. RefSeq lists its product as uncharacterized. Lineage: Eukaryota; Viridiplantae; Streptophyta; Magnoliopsida; Lamiales; Acanthaceae. The record is from RefSeq and is a predicted model, not a curated record. Bases 103 to 945 code for a protein of 280 amino acids. The transcript is spliced from 4 exons. Gene Ontology annotation, molecular function: RNA binding.
UCCUUCUCUUCCCUUAUUUCGAUUUUCUGUCUCUUCUUCGUCCCACUGCGGUUUCAAAGGUCAAAAGGACAAUCGCCCUGAUUUUAUUUUUCUAGUUGACAAAUGGAGAUUGAGUGUGACCAUUACGAUGUUUUGGGGCUGCCAUCUGAUGAAGAAGGUGCCAAGCUAUCAGAACAAGAAAUAAAUAAAGCAUAUCGAUCAAAGGCCAGGGAACUGCAUCCAGACAAGAGGCCUGAUGAUCCCAAUGCACAUGCUAAUUUUCUAAAGCUCAAAACUUCGUAUGACGUUCUCAAAGAUGAAAAGGCUAGGAAGCUAUUUGAUAAUUUACUCAAAUCAAAAAGGGACAAACUUCUUCACUUGAAAGCUCGAGAUUCAAAGCGCCGAAAAAUGAUGUCAGAUCUUGAAGAAAGGGAGCGGUCUGUCGAUCCCAACUUGAAAGCUAAAGAGGAAGAAGAGAGGAUAUCCCGGAAACUCAAUGAGGAGAUAACGAGGAUUAGGAAAAUGUAUACGGAGAAAAUGCCAGCUACAUCGCAUGCAGUGGAUAAGAAAAAAGACAAUGCAUUAAAUUUAGAUAAGCGAAAAAUUCUCAAAGUGUCGUGGAAGGAGACUGGUGGGGAUUACACUGUACAGCGACUUCGGAAAAUAUUCGAGGAAUUUGGUACCGUCGAGGAUGUAGUCAUCAAGAGUCACAAGAAGAAGAAAGAAUCAGCUCUCGUAGUAAUGGCAAAUAAAGAAGCAGCUGCUGCAACUAUCGGGCAUGUUUUGGGCGAUCUUUCAAAUCCUCUUCUAGUUCUGCCUCUCCAACCAGCUUCACCAUCGGCCAUUUUUGGCGCCGAGAGAAAGGCCGAUUAUUCCAAGUCGGAGAAUCUGGUUGGUGUUGGAUAUCGGGCAUUUGAAGACUUGGUGCUGGAGAAACUGAAAAAGGCUGCUAAGGAGAAAAAGUGAAGUGCCGAAACAGUUUAGGAGAUGGGAGCAUUGCAUUGAAUUGAGUUGCAGUCGAAGUCGAAGUCGAAGUCAGAA